AUGAAUAUUACAAUAGAACAUGAAACUUUUCAAUAUUUAGAUGUGCUAAAAAACUUUCUUAUGAGCAAUAAUAUUAUAAGCUCCACCAUUUCAUGCUUAACCCUUUCAGACCAGGCAUACACAAUUGUACACAUAUAA
Vairimorpha ceranae is the source of this 138-nucleotide messenger RNA. RefSeq lists its product as hypothetical. The coding region runs from base 1 to 138 and encodes 45 amino acids. NCBI's taxonomy places the organism in Eukaryota, Fungi, Microsporidia, Nosematidae. The transcript has a single exon. The record is from RefSeq and is a predicted model, not a curated record.